AUGGUUACUGACCGUCCUGGACCUCCUGGUAGGCCUUCUGUGCAGGACCAAAACGUGGAUUCGGUGCGGUUGCUGUGGUCGGCUCCAACUCAAGAUGGCGGCUCACCCAUCCGUUACUAUACAGUGGAGAAGUGCACGGCUUCUGCAAAAGUGUGGACGAAGGUCGAAACGACGAAGCAGCCAUUUGUCACCCUGUUCGACCUCAGCCCUGACGAGGCCUAUCUAUUUCGCGUCAGGGCCAGCAAUGCAUUCGGACAAUCGGAACCGUCAGAAGAAUCGGACAUUGUUUACGUGAAGGUGAAUGCUAAGCCCAAACAAGACUCGAGGUGA
This is a messenger RNA of Cooperia oncophora, 330 nucleotides long. Lineage: Eukaryota; Metazoa; Nematoda; Chromadorea; Rhabditida; Trichostrongylidae. The record is from the annotation of a GenBank genome assembly.